Acanthamoeba castellanii str. Neff is the source of this 1602-nucleotide messenger RNA. RefSeq names its product acetyl/propionyl CoA carboxylase, beta subunit, putative. The record is from RefSeq and is a predicted model, not a curated record. Gene Ontology annotation, molecular function: ligase activity. The coding region runs from base 1 to 1602 and encodes 533 amino acids. Lineage: Eukaryota; Discosea; Longamoebia; Acanthamoebidae. The transcript has 12 exons.
AUGCUAGCUCAUGAAGUGGUAGGUGGGCAGGGCGACCUCAACCCGAGAUGGAAGUCGAAGAUCGACACGCAUGCACCCGAAUACAAGAAGAACCGGCUGGAGAUGGAAGGGCUCGUCGAUGAGUUGCACGAGCGACUGCGAUUGAGCCUCAAUCAAGCGCGUGAUCGUAUCGAGCUGGUGCUCGAUCAGGACUCGCCGUACCUCGAGCUGAUGCCCCUCGCCGGCUACGGCCAAGACGGCAUCGAGCUGGGUGGGUCGCUCGUGGGCGGCAUCGGCCUCGUCUGCGGAGUGGAGUGCAUGGUGUCGGCCAGCGUGAGCACCAUCAAGGGCGGAGCGAUGAACGAGAUAUCGGUGAUGAAGUCGCUGCGCCUGAGCGAGAUCGCCUACGAGAACCGACUGCCCUGCAUCGCCCUCAUCCAGUCGGCUGGAGCCGAUCUGCGGCAGCAGGACAAGGUGUUCCACAGAGGCGGCGCAGCCUUUCGAGAGCUUGCCAAGCGGGCCAAGGCCGGCCUGCCCACCAUCAGCGUCGUCUUUGGCAGCAGCACGGCCGGUGGAGCGUACAACCCGGGUAUGUCCGACUAUGUGAUCAUGGUCAAGAAUCAGGCCAAGGUCUUCCUUGGCGGCCCUCCGCUGGUGAAGAUGGCCACCGGAGAGGAAGUCGAUGACGAAAGUUUGGGCGGAGCGGACAUGCACAGCCGGGUGUCCGGCGUGUCGGACUUCUUGGCAGUCAACGAGCACGACGCCAUUCUGAAGGCACGCCAGGUCGUUCACAACCUGCACUGGACGAAGAAGACUGCACUCCCAAGGAACCACUUCAGCGAACACAUCGAAGAGCCCUUCUACGACCCCGAGGAGAUAUUGGGGGUAGCGUCGGCCAAUAUCCGAAUCCCGUUUGACGUGCGCGAGGUGAUCGCCCGCAUCACGGACGGUUCGCGCUUUACCGAGUUCAAGCCCCUCUACGGCUCCACCCUCGUCACGUGCUUCGCCAAGGUGUUUGGCAUUCCUGUCGGCAUCAUCUCCAACAACGGUGUGCUCUUCAGCGAGGCGGCGUGCAAGGGCACGCAGUUCAUUGAGCUGUGCAACCAGCGGGACAUCCCCAUUCUCUUCUUCCAAAACAUCACCGGCUUCAUGGUCGGCAAGAAAUACGAGGAGGGAGGCAUGAUCAAACACGGCUCGAAGUUUAUCAAUGCCGUCUCCAACAGCGGAGUGCCGCACAUCACCAUCCUCAUGGGCGCAUCCUACGGCGCCGGCAACUACGGAAUGUGUGGCCGAGCGUACAAACCGCGAUUCCUCUUCUCGUGGCCCAACUCCAAGUGUUCGGUCAUGGGCCCCGACCAGCUCACAGGGGUGAUGGAUAUCGUGUUCCGAGAGGCUGCCAAGAAGGCCGGCAAGACGAUCGACGAGCAACAGGCCACGAUGCGGAAGGAGAUGUUCAGGCAGAUCGUCGAGGACCAGUCGAGCGCCUACUACACGUCUUCCCGAAUCAUCGACGAUGGCAUCAUCGACCCGCGGGACACGCGCAAUGUGCUGGGUCUGUGUCUCUCGGUGGUCUACUCCGGCGAGGUCAAGGGCGACAACACCUGUGGCGUCUCACGCCUGUAG